AUGGCAACCGUUACACUCCCGUGGGACGCGCAGUCGAUUACAAUAAUCAGGCACGACGACGAAAACCCCGCAAACCCUCCGGAUGGCCACCUCAUCCUGUACACGAUCGCGCAGCCGGAACCUUUCACGAGCAUCUCGUCCAACGCGGCGUCGUCCCCACCGACAAAACGCAAACCGAGACCCACAUAUUCCCUACCGCCGCCUCCGAUCUUCGCGGCGACGCGGUUCCGGCUACCUCUUCCCAGCACCAACGAUCCUGGGUUCAGGCGCGAGAUCCUCGUGGGCGGAGAACGAGGGCUGCAACUGUCGAAAUGCUUCUCGGUCGGCGAGGACGUCAGCAUAACACACCUCCAAGGCACCAUCAGAGAAAUCUUGCGGCAGCAAGUGGAGGAACAAGUGAGCAUUUAUUGCAAUGGCCCGUUCGUCAGCGUUGAGCGAGCAUAUUUCCCCAGUGAGUGGGGACAGAGACAGAAAUUCGUGCGUGCGGUUCACAAACCCCUUGACCACAAGGGAAACGCCUACGUCACAUACUCGUUCAUCCUCGCGCACAUGGUAGAGCAACAGCACAGACACUGGUGCGAACUGUCGCUAUGGGACGAAGUGGAUCUUGAACCACUCCUGGGCCCAGCCGCAUUCUGGGCGAAAGGAUCCAAAGCGAAAUGGGAUUCCAUCUACAUCGUCGCGAUCAGGAAACACCGGACCUCAAAAGAAAACCAUGGUGCGGCCGCUAUCUGGUUCCCUGAGCUCGAAAUACGCGUUACAUGCUGA
Molecule: messenger RNA, 768 nt
Organism: Trametes versicolor FP-101664 SS1
Lineage: Eukaryota; Fungi; Basidiomycota; Agaricomycetes; Polyporales; Polyporaceae
Exons: 3
Coding region: 1-768 (255 amino acids)
Source: RefSeq, a predicted model, not a curated record